Messenger RNA from Sapajus apella (tufted capuchin), 699 nucleotides. Its product is annotated as ras-related protein Rap-1b-like protein. Gene Ontology annotation, biological process: cellular response to cAMP; Rap protein signal transduction; negative regulation of synaptic vesicle exocytosis. The transcript has a single exon. Gene Ontology annotation, molecular function: GTPase activity; GTP binding; GDP binding. Bases 164 to 574 code for a protein of 136 amino acids. Gene Ontology annotation, cellular component: plasma membrane. The record is from RefSeq and is a predicted model, not a curated record. Lineage: Eukaryota; Metazoa; Chordata; Mammalia; Primates; Cebidae.
GGUACUAGGCUUUGAGUUUGCAUCCCGUGUGGUAUAAGCUAGCCGUUCUUGGCUCAGGAGGCAUUAGAAAGUCUGCUUUGACUGCACAAUUUGUUUUAAGGAAUUUUUGUUGAAAAAUAUGAUCCUAUGACAGAAGAUUCUUAUAGAAAGCAAAUUGAAGUAGAUGCAGCAUACGCUAGAAAUCUGGGAUACUGCAGGAACGGGACGAUUUACAGCAAUGAGGGAUUUGUACAUGAAAAAUGGACAAGGCUUUGCGUUAGUUUAUUCCAUCACAGCACAGUCCACAUUUAAAGAUUUACAAGACCUGAGAGAACAGAUUCUUCCAGUUAAAGACACUGAUGAUGUUCCAAUGAUUCUUGUUGGUAAUAAUUGUCACUUGGAAGAUGAAAGAGUUGUAGGGAAGAAACAAGGUCAAAAUCUAGCCAGACAAUGGAACAACUCUGCAUUCUUAGAAUCUUCUGCAAAAUCAAAAAUAAAUUUUAAUGAGAUCUUUUAUGACCUAGUGCAGCAAAUUAACAGAAAAACUCCAGUGCCUGGCAAGGCUUGCAAAAAGUUGUCAUGUCAGCUGCUUUAAUAUACUAAAUGCAUUGCAGCUCUGAGCUAGGUCUGAAGAACUGUUGCCCAAUUCAAUAGUGCCAGCAUUCCAACUGUGUUAAACCUACCAACAUCUUAAACGGACUUUCCUGUGGUGGUACCCUU